AUGUUUAGUUGCACUUGUGGCUCGGCGUUCCCCACGGUGCAGCAGCUCAGCAAUCACCGCCGUAGUAGCACACGCUGUGGGACGCAGAUUGCGGCCAAGCGGCGAAGACUGGAUGCUGGGGCUGCUCAAAAUGUUGCUGGGCAGCAUUUGAGAACAGGUUUUGCUGCCGGCCAGUGGGGGCCCCCCCCGUUUGCUGUAGGCAGCACAGGCAGGCAGGACAGGGAAGCAUCCGAGCGCUUUGCUGAUGCGCCGAGCAUAAUUUCAAUUGAGCAUGCUUCUCGCUUCGACGACGCGCUUGAUGGCUACGAAGACCCGCUGCCAAUGUCAGCAGGAGAUGGUGCCGUGCCUCUCCAGGACCAGAGUUGUUCAUCAGCUCCUGCGCCGACAGCCUUUGAUUCAAGCAAAGCUCUCCUUGAUUUCCUAACCAAUGCCUGCCAAGGCAGAGGUCUUUCCAACUCUGACAUCAACUGGUUGUUGGGGAUCAUUUUCCAUCCAGAGUUUGACAGGGCGGAACUGAAAUUUGAAAAUGCAAAACAGUUCCGUAAAUUUCAAGACGGCCUCCAGGCAAUCCAGAAUGCAAUGGCAGCGUUGGAGCUGGAUGGCUUGGUACCAGAUGAGAAGGGGUGGUAUUCGCGGAACAUGCGACGGGAGGGGGAUCAUCAGGACCUGAUAUUUCGAUGGAGAAAUCCUGUCGAGGUGGUCCGUAAGCUUUAUGGCGACCAUCGCUUCCGGGGGGCUUUCAAAGUAUAUGCGAGGCCUGUUUACAACAAGGAAGGAGAGAGAUGUAUCACGGAUGCUGCUUCCGCAGAUUGGUGGCUCCGCUUGCAGGAACGGAUUGAUGGCGUCGUCGCUGCGGUUGCCAUGUACAGUGACCCAACUGCAGUUUCGGGUGACAUGAGCGUCACAGGACAUCCAAUCACUCUCACAGUCAGGAACAUUGGUCCGUCAGUGCAGCACCGUGGGGAGCAUGCCGUCCUGGUGGGAGUGGUGUCCCAGCUGCAAGAGCAUCCAGAACAUGGCUUCAUUUCCUCCUCGCGUGCUUUCAAGGAGCGGCGCUUAACCCUCCUGUGGCAGUGCGAAACGCAACUCCAGGCCCUCUUGAAAGCAGCCAGCUCAAGAGGCGUCUUCAUGCGAGAUCCCUGGGGCGUUCUGCGCAAGGUGUAUCCAGGGCUUCAUUCUUACAGCUGCGAUCUCCAGGAAGCUUACAAGUUGGGAGUCGUCAAAUCUGGUCGGUGCCUUGACUGUUUGGUCCCGCCAAGCGAGAUGAAUGACCUGGAGGGCCGUUGGCCUGAGAGAACGGAGGCCUUCAUGGGCAAUGUGGUGGCAGCAUGUACCGCUGCUCUGGAUGAACAAGAGCCCAGGGUUGUUGGCAGGGUCGCUGAAGUGUGCGACGAGGCAGGGAUGUCACUGCCCAUCGAGGGCUGCCUCUGGAACUGGUACGAAGGUUUGGAUCUGCCUGAAGAUGUGCGAGACUCCUAUCGCGCCCUCGUGCCUGACACCCUGCACGGUAUCUAUCUCGGCAUCUGGCUGUACCUGGUCGACGGCAUCCGGGACUGGGCCAAGCGGCGCUACUCGGUGCGUUUGGCGGCCAAAAAGGUGCGGACAAUCGAUGCACGUUUGCGCGAGAUGCCUCGCGAAUCCGGGUUUCGGCUGCCAAGGCGCAAGGGUGUUUACAUGGAGAAGAAGAAGACUUUCAAGGCCUACGAGCAACGGAAUAUGAUGCAGGUCUUUGUCUUCGCAAUCGUCGGCCUGUUCAAGGAGUCGACUGGCCGCGAGCCCUUCGUCGAGCUCAUCGUCCUGUUCUUGGACUGGUACAUGUCGCUGACGCGACGCAACCGUCCCAAGUACCACACCAAAGCCACCCUUCAAGAGACGGACGAAUUGGGUGUGAAGUUCGGACGCUCCGCCGUUCGGCUUCUGUCGGGCGUCCAGAAGUCGGACUUCAAGACUGCAAAAUUCCACCAUAUCCCCCUCUACACCAAGGUCAUCCAGGCCCGGGGCCUCACCUCGGAAACGAGCUGCGAAGAAGGCGAAGGGAGCCACGGCCGCACCUCCAAGAAGGCAUAUCUUGCCUCCAACAAGAAGGAUACGGGAGAUCAGGUGAUGCGCUUCAAUCAGCGCCGACAGAACGUGGCCGACUACGUGGGAGGCUGCAACACUGGACGCCGCGGCUUCCGCAUUCAGCAACGGGUCAGGGUCGCUGCAGUGGCGACGUCCGAAAAGGCGGCGCGACAGAAGAAGCACGUCCUGGCAGCCAGCCGAGUGACGCUCCGUUGGGAGUGGCUCCGACCAGCGGGUCAAGCCACGUACCCUCACUUCCCAGCCCCGGGGUCGCGUACGGGUAAGGCAAUCAUUGAACGGAUCGCUCACCAGUACAACGACCUGCAACAUCUCGAGCGAUGCACGCGCGUCUUCCUUGGCGGCGGCCUUCAGGGGGUGCGGGGUGACGCGGCGUUGUUGGAGAAUCUCCCAGACUGCCUCAACUCGGAGAUCCGCGUGGCAAAGCACGCUGCCAUUGCGCCUGGAAGAGGGCGCCGUUAUCAGGAGCACGUCUCUGUCGCGCGCGCCGACCCCAGGUUCCACGGGAAACCGUACUACAGCAACGUUGCCAUCCUUGCGGCUGACCAACGGGAGUGGUACGCCAGUGUGAGAUUGUUUUUCUCACUGGUAGAUCAGGGAGGCCGCACGCGCAAUCUUGCGUUGGUCAGGUACCUUGAGGAGUACCGAGUGCCGGACGCCACCACAUGCAAGCGACUGAGUUGGGCGAAAUACGUUCACAGAGGCCGGCAGGUUGACGAGUGGUAUGACGUUGUCGAGUUGAAGAGCAUCUUGAGAACGGUCUACCUGGUGAAAGAUUGGAACCGGAAGGGAGGCUUCUAUUUAAAUAGGUUCAAGUGGACGGCAGAAAAGCGUUACAAAGGGAAUAAAGUAUAA
Molecule: messenger RNA, 2934 nt
Organism: Klebsormidium nitens
Lineage: Eukaryota; Viridiplantae; Streptophyta; Klebsormidiophyceae; Klebsormidiales; Klebsormidiaceae
Source: the annotation of a GenBank genome assembly